Sorex araneus (European shrew) is the source of this 3604-nucleotide messenger RNA. It is a transcript of the gene PTGR2, whose product is annotated as prostaglandin reductase 2. Gene Ontology annotation, molecular function: 15-oxoprostaglandin 13-reductase [NAD(P)+] activity. Gene Ontology annotation, biological process: prostaglandin metabolic process. The transcript is spliced from 10 exons. The record is from RefSeq and is a predicted model, not a curated record. Bases 167 to 1222 code for a protein of 351 amino acids. Lineage: Eukaryota; Metazoa; Chordata; Mammalia; Eulipotyphla; Soricidae.
CCGACGCCUACUGGUGCGUCUGCGCCCUGAGGUCGGAAGUCCAAGUUGCGCCGCACGCCCCCCGCAGACCCUCAAACCGCGCGAGAUUUCCUCUCUGGCUCCGUGGCGGUGAGUGACAGGACUGGUUUUAUACAGAUCUUUCUGAGACCACUGGACAAACAAGGCAAUGAUUGUACAGAGAGUGGUUUUGAAUUCCCGUCCUGGAAAAAAUGGCAAUCCAGUGGCAGAAAAUUUUAGAAUGGAAGAAGUAAACUUGCCUGAUAAUGUCAACGAAGGACAAGUAAAAGCUAGAACUCUUUAUCUUUCUGUGGAUCCUUACAUGCGUUGUAGAAUGAAUGAGGACACUGGCGCUGAUUAUAUAACACCCUGGCAGCUGUCUCAAGUGACUGAUGGCGGAGGUAUUGGGAUUGUAGAAGAAAGCAAACACACACAUUUUACUAAAGGCGAUUUUGUGACAUGUUUUAUGUGGCCCUGGCAGACCAGGGUUAUUCUGGAUGGAAAUGGUCUUGAAAAGGUCGAUCCAAGGCUUGUGGAUGGGCACCUGUCAUAUUUCCUUGGAGCUAUAGGUAUGCCUGGUCUGACUGCCUUGAUCGGUGUACAGGAAAAAGGUCAUAUCACUGCUGGAUCGAACCAGACCAUGGUUGUCAGUGGGGCAGCUGGUGCCUGUGGAUCCUUGGCUGGGCAGAUUGGCCAUUUGUUGGGCUGUUCCAGAGUGGUGGGAAUUUGUGGCACACCUGAGAAGUGCCUCUUCUUGACCUCAGAGUUGGGCUUUGAUGCUGCAAUUAAUUAUAAAAAAGGGAAUGUGGCAGAACAGCUCCGUGAAUUGUGCCCUGCUGGAGUGGACGUGUACUUCGACAAUGUUGGUGGUGACAUCAGUGACACAGUGAUAAGUCAGAUGAAUCGUAAUAGCCAUAUCAUACUGUGUGGUCAGAUUUCUCAGUACAACAAAGAUGUCCCGUAUCCUCCUCCACUACCUCCUGCUGUAGAGGCGAUCAGGAAAGAGAGAAACAUCUCAAGAGAAAGAUUUAUGGUGCUUAAUUAUAAGGACAAAUUUGAGUCUGGUAUUCUACAGCUUAGUCAGUGGUUUAAAGAAGGAAAACUAAAGAUCAAAGAGACUAUGACAAAUGGAUUAGAAAAUAUGGGAGCUGCAUUCCAGUCUAUGAUGACAGGAGGUAACACUGGAAAACAGAUAGUCUGCAUUUCGGAAGACACCUCUUUAUAGUCUCUCUUAAUGUUUCUAUUAAGGAAAUAUGCUUAUUGCUCCCAAUCCUGUACAUUUUCAAGAUAUGUUUUUUAAAAAAAACAAACCAAAAAACCCCUUAGGUCAAAGAUAGUUGUUUUUUUUUUUUUUGCUUAUUUUGUUUUUGAGCCCUACCUAGCAAUGCUCAGAACUUACUUGUAGCUCUGCACUAAGGGAUCACUCCUGGAAGAUUCAGGGGACCAUAUGCAGUGCUGGAGAUUGAACCCAGGUCCACUGUGUACAAGGCAAAUGCCCUACCCACUGUACUGUUACUCUGGUUCCCAGGUUUGUUUUUAAUUUAAAUGUAAUCAUAGGUGACUUUUUGGUGUUUGUUUCUGUUUAUAGGGGUCACAUCAGGCAGGUCUCAGGGGUCUACAUCAGGUCUUGAGACGAGGCUAUGCCCAUCAAGCCAGACCUUCUGGGGGCUGGAGUUAUAGCACAGCGGGUAGGGCAUUUGUCUUGCAUGUGGUCGACCCGGAUUCGAUUCCCAGCAUCCCAUAUGGUCCCCUGAGCACCGCCAGGAGUAAUUCCUGGAAUGGAGGAAUUCCUGAGUGCAGAGCCAGGAGUAACCCCUGUGCAACAAACACACAAACAAAGAAACAAACAAACACAGACCUUCUGCAUGCAAAGCAUGUGCUCAGCCCAAUUUGGCCUAGGUGUUAUUCUCUUAGCUGCACAGCAUAAUUCUUUUCCCAUAAAUGUCUAUUUUACAUGGAACAUAAGAUUGCUUAGAAUAAUACUAAGUUAAUCAGAUUUUUUCUUUUGCUAAAACUGAAAUUACAUAUAUUUUUUACUAGAUAGUCCUAAACCACUAGAUAUUAGAUAGAACAGUUAAUGGAUCAUACAGAAGAUGCUUAAAAUAAUAUUUUAAAACAUAAUGCUGAUGUGGGGCUGGAGUGAUAGCACAGUGGGUAGGGCGUUUGCCUUGCACGCGGCCGACCUGGGUUUGAUUCCCAGCAUCCCAUGUGGUCCCCUGAGCACGGCCAGGGGUAAUUCCUGAGUGCAGAGCCAGGAGUGACCCCUGAGCAUCGCUGGGUGUGAACCAAAAAGCAAAAAACAAAAAAAACAAAAAACCCCCAAAAAAACAACAUAAUGCUGAUGUGAGGGUGGAGAUGGUACAAGUCUUGCAUGCAGCUGCAGAGGUCAUAGCCACAGCAGUUCAAUCUCAGCACCACAUAUGGUCCUCUGAGCACUGCCCGGGGUCACUUCUUAGCCAGGAAUAGUUCCUGAGCAUCCUGGUGUGGACCAAAACCAACCAACCAAACAAAAUACAUAUAGUGCUUGAGGCUAGAGAGAUCGUACAGAGGUUAAGACAUGUGCCAUGCAUGUGGCAGACCUUGGUUUGAUCCCUGGCACAACAGGAUCCCCUGAACAUCUCUGGGUAGAGCUGCUGCAAAGGCCCCCAAGUACUGUAGGCCUGGGUAAUCUCUGGCACUACAAGAUCUGAAAAGCACUGCAUCUUUAGGGCCUUGCAUGAACUGCUAGCCAAGCUAGCCAAGACACUAACUUAAUGGCAGGAUGUGUAUUCUAUAAUGUUGGAGUAUUCAGAGUAUAUGGCCAUAUGUUUGUGAUAGGAGGCAGAAGCUUUGUGUUGGUAGUAGUCCAAAAAUUAUUGAGGUUGGUUAGGUUGAUGGGAAAACUAGGAUUUACUACAGAAAAUGAUCUAUUAGUUUUAUGCAGCUUACUGUGUAACCUGAAAUCUCAAAUAUGUAUCACUAUAAACAUGUUUAUAUUAGGUUAGCAAAUACACAGGAGCAAAAAGCUGUAAGGCAAAUAGAUUAAACACUACUUGAAGUUUUAGGUGCUUAAUUUUUUUUUUAGUGGAGCAAAAUAGUUUUUAUUGAACAAAACUUGAAAUGAAACGAGAAGAGAGGAAAUAUGUGUUCAAGAGAGAACAUGACCUUCUCCAGAGUGGAAAAAACAAAGCAAAGAAAGAGACAAGCUAGCGAGAGACAUGUUCAAAGGAAAACAUGAACUUGAAGGAGUGACCUGGUGAUUAAAAAAUUUUAAAGAGAGGCCAGCAGGACACUCAGGUGGUCCAGCUAGCUUAUGCUGGGUAUCUAUAAGAUACUGAGUUUGACCAAGUGUGGUCCUGGUAGCUGCCUAGCAAGCACCAUCCCUAGUGCCCAGAACCACAGAAAUUUCAGCAGCCACAACUGAGCACUAGUGGGAGUGGCCCUUCCACCCAGUUAUUGUCAGGUGUGGGCCCUAGGGGAGAAAAAGAUUUAAACAGCACAGACUGCUUCAGAAAAGGUCAGGAUGGGAAAAUUCACAAAUGGCUGUAAACAUGAAUGUUUUAAAAAACAAAAGUUUGUUUCAUUAACUGUAAUCAAUCCUUUAAAACAGUAAACAUUGAAAAUAUUU